AUGUUCUCGAUUGCGGCCACUAUCGCCCCGCGCCGGCUCGCGCUGCUCCCCCAGAGCCUUAUCUCGCGAGAUGACGCAUCCGAGAUCCUCGGCAGCAUCAGCAUGGCUGCCUUCCUGUGCCUCCUGCUGCCACAGCUCGCUGCGAACUACAGGUUGAAGAGCGCCGACAGCUUGUCGAUGGCCUUUCUCUUCAUUUGGCUCCUUGGCGAUGUGACCAAUCUGUUGGGUGAGAAGCCCCGGGGUCUAGCCAACCACAUUGCCCCGGCAAGCAUCGCGGUGACGGGCUAUCUGUGCUUCUCGGACUCCACGCUCAUCUGCCAGUGCCUUUACUACAACUCCAAGCAACGGCUUCGUGGUUCUCAACGGUCAGGUCCGACGACACCACAGUCUCCGGAGUGUCAGCCGCUUCUUGGUCCCUCGUCCUCGUCCCGAGACAGACGAGCAUCUGACCGCACUCAAGACGACGAGACUAGCAGCGGUCCGGCCGUCCCGCAUCAGGAAGGCAAGGAGAUCCCCGUGGAAGCCGUACGGACUCUCCACGACUGGCGAUUCAACUUGGCUUGCAUCUUGGCAGUACAGAUCCUCGGAAUCACCGGUUGGUUCGUACUCCGCGCAUUGGGUCUACUUGGAAACGACGAAUCUCCCGGAAGCGUGGGCGUCACCGACAUUGACGGCAUUUCUCACUCUCUCGGCUCGGCCCUUGGCAUCAUCGGCGCCAUCUGCUAUCUCUGUGCCCGCAUUCCCCAGAUCAUCAAGAACUACCGAGGGAAAUCCUGCGAGGGCAAGUCGACACACCCAGGUGCUGUAUCGUAUCACUGGCGCUAA
Colletotrichum higginsianum IMI 349063 is the source of this 825-nucleotide messenger RNA. Its product is annotated as Vacuolar membrane pq loop repeat protein. The record is from RefSeq and is a predicted model, not a curated record. Gene Ontology annotation, biological process: basic amino acid transmembrane export from vacuole. The coding region runs from base 1 to 825 and encodes 274 amino acids. NCBI's taxonomy places the organism in Eukaryota, Fungi, Ascomycota, Sordariomycetes, Glomerellales, Glomerellaceae. Gene Ontology annotation, cellular component: fungal-type vacuole membrane. The transcript is spliced from 4 exons.